AUGCAGCUCCUCAACUACCUCCCCGUCGCUCUCACCACCCUCGGCCUCACAGCCUCGGCUUCUCCUCUCCGCCGUGCCGACAGCCCAGCCCUAACCUGGCACGUCUCCAACUUCACCACCGGCUGCUCCCCGGCUGCCUGCACCUACAGCUUCAACAUCUACGGCGUCGCCACGGCCAACACCCCCGGAUUCAACGCCACCUGCACUGGUAACUCCAACAACACUGCCCUGACUGCUUGUGGUGGCAACCCUCAGGUCCAGUCCCGCAUCCAGCCCGCUACCUACCCGGAAUGGAACAUCCGAGUCGAGCAUGCCUGGACUCUGCCCGGCGACAUGGAAUUCUAUGCUUAUGGCGAGACCAAUGUUACCUCGCCGACACCGAAGUUCACCAUUCCUGUCACGGAGGAAUAUGGUGUUGCUUAA
This is a messenger RNA of Aspergillus tubingensis, 423 nucleotides long. RefSeq lists its product as uncharacterized. Bases 1 to 423 code for a protein of 140 amino acids. The record is from RefSeq and is a predicted model, not a curated record. Lineage: Eukaryota; Fungi; Ascomycota; Eurotiomycetes; Eurotiales; Aspergillaceae. The transcript has a single exon.